Drosophila willistoni is the source of this 1650-nucleotide messenger RNA. Its product is annotated as solute carrier family 25 member 40. Bases 179 to 1441 code for a protein of 420 amino acids. The transcript is spliced from 4 exons. The record is from RefSeq and is a predicted model, not a curated record. Gene Ontology annotation, biological process: mitochondrial transmembrane transport. NCBI's taxonomy places the organism in Eukaryota, Metazoa, Arthropoda, Insecta, Diptera, Drosophilidae.
ACUGGACAUGGAAUUUCAUCAUGAUCUAUAAACUCUUGUAUUUGCUCUAAUAUAAACAGUGACAACCACGUGCUCCUCCUUAUCCUUGUGUAGGCUAUCGCCGGCGGGCAUAUUGACAAAGUCACAUCAAGAUCCCAAGGAAGAAACUGGAUAAAACGCAAACACCAGCCCCAGCAAUAUGUCGGAGUCAGCGGUGGAGAGAUGCAAAGCCAGUGCCGGAAGUAGGACAAACACCAUGACUGAUCCUAGAUUCCGCAUUCGCCCACUGCAACAGGUUGCCUCGGCAUGUACAGGAGCCAUGAUAACCGCCUGUUUCAUGACACCGUUGGAUGUGAUAAAGACGCGUCUACAGACUCAACAAUCGCUUAUGCUCUCACAGAAAUGUUUCCUAUAUUGCAAUGGUCUCAUGGACCACAUUUGUCCAUGCGGACCGAAUUCAGGUCCGGCUAAACCAGCAACGCACUUCUCCGGCACAAUUGAUGCAUUCAUUAAAAUCAGUCGCAGUGAGGGUAUUGGGUCUCUCUGGUCUGGCCUUAGUCCCACGUUGAUAUCCGCCCUCCCAUCGACCAUUAUAUAUUUUGUGGCCUAUGAACAGUUUAAGGCUCGCUUCGCCGACCUCCACUACAAGUAUCUUAACCAGUCGUCGGGCUCAAGCUCAGACAUAUCUAUGUUGGUCCCCCUUACGGCUGGAGUGGCAGCACGCGUACUGGCUGUGACAUGUGUUAGUCCUGUCGAAAUGAUUCGCACCAAAAUGCAAUCACAGAAGAUGAGCCAUGCCGAAAUGCUUAGCUCUGUACGACAGGUGGUUCAAUCUCAGGGUAUUCUAGGCCUGUGGCGUGGUUUGCCCCCCACCAUUCUAAGAGAUGUUCCCUUUUCGGGAAUUUAUUGGACAUCAUAUGAGUACCUGAAGAGCAGCUUCAAUGUUGUAGAGCCCUCGUUUGGUUUCAGUUUCAUGGCCGGUGCUAUUUCGGGAUCGGUAGCUGCUACUAUAACCACACCGUUUGAUGUGAUCAAGACACACGACCAAAUCGAAUUUGGUGAGAAAUUCAUAUUCUCAGGUAGGCCACGAUCCAUUGCUAUAUCGAUUGCUAGCAGUAGCAACACCACUGAUCUCGGUAAUACUGCGGUUUGUCUUACCGUAGAUAAUCCCCAACCGCCGCCCCGGUCAACAGCCAUCACCAGAUCUAUUUUAGAUCGCCUGGCAAGCAUUUAUCGACUUGGUGGCAUCGGUGGCAUAUUCGCUGGGCUGGGGCCACGUCUAUUUAAGGUGGCACCUGCCUGUGCCAUUAUGAUUUCUACAUUUGAGUAUGGAAAAUCAUUUUUCUAUCACUACAAUGUUGACCAGCACAAUGAAUUGAUUAAGGGUCAAGAAGGAGCGACACCACUUCUAAUCAGCAGCAGCAUUUCCAGCACAUCCUAUUCAGAAUCCAUGGACAAGUAGUGCCAGUUCUCACCAUUCAACAUUUAGCUACAAGCGGAAAAUAUGUAAAUAUAUAAAUAAGUGAAAUUAACCAAAGUUACAACAACAACAAAAACAAACAAAUAACAAAUGGGUUCAAAUAUAGCUCUGGAAUUAGAUUAUUUUGAGGGGAAUCAUGUUGGAGCUUUCUGUUAAAUUGAUUAGUGAAAUAAAAUUCUUGUUUUCUUUUA